Messenger RNA from Verticillium alfalfae VaMs.102, 816 nucleotides. RefSeq lists its product as hypothetical. The coding region runs from base 1 to 816 and encodes 271 amino acids. The record is from RefSeq and is a predicted model, not a curated record. The transcript has a single exon. Lineage: Eukaryota; Fungi; Ascomycota; Sordariomycetes; Glomerellales; Plectosphaerellaceae.
AUGGAUCCCCGCAUCUCUCGCCUCUCCCACAUGGGAGCUGCCGGUUCGCGAUCCUCCGUCGCCGCCUCCGACACGACCUACCAUUCUUUCCACGAUGUCGAGCUGUUUCCGCCAGCAUCACCACCCAGGGCCACCAACAAGUCAACAACCGUCCACCCGACGACCCCACAAAAAGAGAACCAACGUCCUCACCCCUCCUCUACCGAGAUGAAGCGACAAGAUUCGGGCUACGAAUCAAUUCCCCCGCGCACAUCCUUUUCCAGCCAGCCCCGCCGCACAUCCGUUGCAUCCUCCUCCGGAUCGGGUCCCCACACGCCCCGCGCCCGACCCUGCUCCCGCCCCGGCCGUCCCGUCAUCCGCCGCUCGCCCCAGUCAUCGCCCUACCCUGCGCGGCCGCAGAUGGCCCAGGUCCAGGCCAUGCACAACGCCCGCUCUCAGCCGAAUCACGCUUCAGGCUUCUUUCACUUCCCGGCGCACCCCACCGACCUCACCCCGCCGUCGCCGCCAAAACAGCAGGACCAGGAAGAGCGCGAAAUCGUCAGGUCGAUCCCCUCGCCGCCACCGCAGCCGACACACUACUGGACGAGCGACCAGACAAGGAGGCUUGAGUAUGCCGCCAUCGACGCUGCGCAUCAGGGGAUCAAGGGCUGGGUGAGGCGUCACCUCGUGCCCGAGUGUUUCGUGCCGCGGGAGAAGACACCGGUUGCAUUCGACGACGAGACGGGCAGCGUGAGGCGCUAUCGCAUGGAACUCGAGGAAGAAGAGAGGGAAGGCGAGAAGAAGGGGUGGGCGUGGGCACGGAUGAAGAGCUGGUGA